AUGGCGUCAAGACCGGAACUCAAGGUAGAAGAUGAGGGAGGCUUCAUCCGCACAUUUCGAUCCCUUCCUCCCAAGCCUGAUGGUGGCAAUACGAUCCGUGUCUUCGACCGGGCCGACUGGUAUUCGGCACAUGGCGAAGACGCCGAGUUCAUCGCAAGAACCGUCUACAAAACCACUGCUGUGAUACGGAACCUUGGACGGAGCGACAAUGCCUUACCCAGCGUUACCAUGUCAACGACCGUUUUUCGAAAUCUCCUCAGAGAAGCGCUCUUCAAACUGGGCAAACGUGUCGAGAUCUGGGAGGCGACUGGGAGGGGCCAAUGGACUCUUGCUCGCCAGGCAAGUCCGGGCAAUCUGCAGGCUGUCGAAGAAGAGCUAGGCACUGGAAUGGAUAGCCAAGGUGACAGCGCACCCAUCAUUCUGGCCGUCAAGAUCAGCGCAAAAGCAGGCGAGGCCAGGAGUGUAGGCGUUUGCUUUGCAGAUGCCAGCGUCAGAGAACUCGGUGUGAGCGAAUUUCUCGACAACGACUUGUUCUCCAACUUCGAAAGCCUCCUCAUCCAGCUCGGAGUCAAGGAGUGCAUUGUGCCCACCGAAGGCUCGAAAAAGGAUCCAGAACUGACCAAAUUACGCCAGAUCAUCGAUUCCUGCGGCAUCGCCAUUUCUGAAAGACCGGCAGCUGACUAUGGAACCAAGGAUAUCGAGCAAGAUUUGGCCAGGCUCCUCAAGGGCGAGAACGCAAUAGGAUUGUUGCCCCAGACGGAUCUCAAGUUGGCCAUGGGCAGUGCUAGCGCCUUGAUCAAAUACCUGGGUGUCUUGACGGAUCCCAGCAACUUUGGCCAAUUUCGAUUGUAUCAGCAUGAUUUAAGUCACUUCAUGAAGUUAGAUGCCGCAGCACUGAGGGCACUCAACCUUAUGCCUGGACCAAGAGAUGGGGCAAAGAGCAUGAGCCUUUUCGGUCUCCUGAACCACUGCAAAACUCCAAUAGGUGGCCGCUUGUUGGCGCAGUGGCUGAAGCAGCCAUUGAUGAGCCUCUCUGAAAUCGAAAAACGACAACAACUGGUCGAGGCCUUCAUUGAGGAUACGGAACUGCGCCAAAGCAUGCAGGAGGAGCAUCUUCGUUCCAUCCCUGAUCUAUACCGUCUGGCAAAGAAGUUCCAACGAAAACAAGCCAACUUGGAAGAUGUAGUGCGCGCCUACCAAGUUAUCAUACGGCUGCCGGGUUUCAUUGGAGCAUUGGAGGCGGUAGUCGACGAGAAAUACCAAGAGCCACUUCAGGCUGAGUACACUUCGAAGUUGAAGGAAUUAUCCAACUUUCUGGAAAAACUCGCAGAGAUGGUUGAGACGACCAUCGAUCUCGACGCACUAGAUCGUCACGAAUUCAUCAUCAAGUCGGAAUUCGAUGACAGGCUUCGCAAUAUCAGGGCGAAGCUUGACAGAGCCAAACACGAUAUGGAUGUUGAACACCGCCGGGUGGGCAAAGAUCUCAAUCAGGAGCUCGACAAGAAACUUUAUCUGGAAAAUCACCGAGUUCAUGGAUAUUGUUUCCGACUGACCCGUAAUGAGGCGGGUUGCAUACGUAACAAGAGUCAGUAUCGGGAAAUUUCGACUCAGAAGAACGGCGUCUACUUCACAACUCAGAAAUUACAGGAACUGAGGCGGGAAUACGACCAGCUCUCGAGCUCCUACAAUCGACAGCAAUCAUCACUCGUGUCAGAAGUCGUCACUGUUGCGUCUUCAUACACUCCAGUCAUUGAACAGCUUGCGGCCAUCAUUGCUCAUUUGGACGUUGUGGUAAGUCUGGCCCAUGUUUCAGUCCAUGCGCCAACGGCGUACGUCCGACCAAAGAUGCACGAGAGGGGGACAGGGGAUACUGUCUUGAAAGAGGCCCGUCACCCAUGCAUGGAAGCCCAGGAUGACAUCAACUUCAUCACCAACGAUGUCGAACUGAAACGCGAAAGCUCAAGAUUUCUCAUCAUCACCGGCCCAAAUAUGGGCGGCAAGUCAACUUACAUCCGUACCAUCGGCUGCAUAGCACUGAUGGCUCAGAUUGGCUGCUUCGUCCCAUGCAGCGAGGCCGAGUUGACCAUCUUUGACUGUAUUCUUGCUCGUGUGGGAGCUUCAGACUCCCAGCUCAAAGGGGUGUCGACGUUCAUGGCUGAAAUGCUGGAGACGGCCAAUAUCCUGAAGAGCGCAACUAGGGACUCGCUCAUAAUUAUCGAUGAGCUUGGUCGUGGCACGAGCACGUACGAUGGUUUUGGCCUUGCAUGGGCAAUCAGUGAAGAGAUUGUGGCGCAAAUCGGAGCGUUCGGUUGCUUUGCAACUCAUUUUCAUGAAUUGACGGCCCUGGCGGACCGACAUCCCAAUGCUGUCAAAAACCUACAUGUGGUGGCAUUUGUGGGCGACAAAGACACUGCCACUGGCGACACUGCGGCGUCUACCAAACGACGGGAAGUGACAUUGCUUUACCGAGUCGAACCUGGGGUCAGCGAUCAGAGCUUUGGCAUUCACGUCGCCGAGCUGGUCAGAUUCCCUGAAAAGGUGGUAAACAUGGCCAGGCGUAAGGCCGAGGAGUUGGAAGAUUUCACCACCGUCACAGGCGAACAAAAGAACAAACAAUAUUCAAAGGAGGAAGCCGAAGAAGGCAGCCGACUACUUAAAGAAAUGCUGAAGAAGUGGAAGGACCAGGUUGAAGGCCAAAGUAUGACCAAGGACGAAAAGCUCCAGCUGAUGAGGGAUAUGGUCAAGAGUGACGAGCGACUUACGUCCAACCCGUUUUUCCAAUCAGUCCAGGUACUGUAA
Molecule: messenger RNA, 2799 nt
Organism: Exophiala dermatitidis NIH/UT8656
Lineage: Eukaryota; Fungi; Ascomycota; Eurotiomycetes; Chaetothyriales; Herpotrichiellaceae
Product: DNA mismatch repair protein msh-2
Exons: 2
Coding region: 1-2799 (932 amino acids)
Biological process (GO): mismatch repair; mitotic recombination
Cellular component (GO): nucleus; MutSalpha complex
Molecular function (GO): mismatched DNA binding; ATP-dependent DNA damage sensor activity; ATP binding
Source: RefSeq, a predicted model, not a curated record